Molecule: messenger RNA, 5559 nt
Organism: Zootoca vivipara (common lizard)
Lineage: Eukaryota; Metazoa; Chordata; Lepidosauria; Squamata; Lacertidae
Gene: PPP1R12A
Product: protein phosphatase 1 regulatory subunit 12A
Biological process (GO): signal transduction
Cellular component (GO): cytoplasm; Z disc; A band
Molecular function (GO): phosphatase regulator activity; enzyme inhibitor activity; protein kinase binding
Source: RefSeq, a predicted model, not a curated record
UGGGAACCAGGCGGCGCUUGGGCUUCCCCGCCUCCCCCUCCUCCUCCUGGGUGCGGAGCGCCGCCGCUGAGGGAGGCAGGCGAGGCAAGGCAGGGCGGUCGGUCGAGUGAUAGCUAGCUAGGCGAUAGGGAGCGGGGGAAGAAGGGAACCAGAGCCGAGCAGGGCAUGAAGAUGGCGGACGCCAAGCAGAAGCGGAACGAGCAGCUGAAGCGCUGGAUCGGCUCCGAGACCGACCAGGAGCCGCCGGUGGUGAAGCGCAAGAAGACCAAGGUGAAGUUCGACGACGGCGCCGUCUUCCUGGCCGCCUGCUCGAGCGGAGACACCGACGAAGUGCUCCGGCUGCUGGAGCGAGGCGCCGACAUCAACUACGCCAAUGUGGACGGGCUCACCGCGCUGCACCAGGCUUGCAUAGAUGAUAAUGUAGAUAUGGUGAAAUUUCUGGUGGAAAAUGGAGCCAAUAUUAAUCAACCUGAUAAUGAAGGCUGGAUACCUCUACAUGCGGCUGCUUCCUGUGGAUAUCUUGAUAUAGCAGAAUAUUUAAUUAGUCAUGGAGCACAUGUAGGAGCUGUAAAUAGUGAAGGGGACACUCCAUUAGAUAUUGCUGAAGAAGAGGCAAUGGAAGAGUUGCUUCAAAAUGAAGUGAACCGGCAAGGGGUUGAUAUAGAGGCAGCUCGCAAAGAAGAAGAACGAAUAAUGCUUAGAGAUGCAAGACAGUGGCUUAACAGUGGUCAUAUAAAUGAUGUUCGGCAUGCAAAAUCUGGUGGCACAGCACUCCAUGUAGCUGCUGCUAAAGGGUAUACAGAAGUAUUAAAACUUUUAAUACAGGCUGGCUAUGAUGUAAAUAUUAAAGAUUAUGAUGGCUGGACACCACUUCAUGCGGCUGCUCAUUGGGGUAAAGAAGAAGCAUGUCGAAUAUUAGUGGAAAACUUGUGUGAUAUGGAGACUGUCAACAAAGUGGGUCAGACAGCAUUUGAUGUAGCAGAUGAAGACAUUUUAGGAUAUUUAGAAGAACUUCAAAAGAAACAAAAUAUGCUUCAUAGUGAAAAAAAGGAGAAGAAAUCACCCCUUAUUGAAUCUACAGCAAACAUGGACAAUAAUCAAUCUCAAAAACCAUUUAAAAAUAAAGAGACUUUGAUCAUUGAGCAAGAUAAGAAUGCAUCAAACAUUGAGUCUCUAGAGCAAGAAAAAGCUGAUGAAGAGGAAGAAGGAAAGAAAGAUGAGUCCAGUUGCUCUAGUGAGGAAGAUGAGGAAGAAGACUCCGAAUCUGAAGCAGAAACAGACAAGAACAAACCUACAACAAAUAAUUCAAAUACCACCAAUGUGCAAGCUGCUCCUAUAGCUGUGACAACACCAUCAGUUACUACUGGUCAAGUGACACCUACAUCCCCCAUGAAGAAGUUCCCAACUUCAACUAAGGUUUCUCCCAAAGAAGAAGAGAGGAAAGAUGAGUCUCCUGCUUCAUGGAGACUAGGUCUUCGAAAGACUGGCAGUUAUGGGGCACUGGCAGAGAUUACAGCUAGCAAAGAAACUCAGAAAGAAAAGGAUUCGACAGGAGUUAUGCGAUCAGCUUCAAGCCCUAGAUUGUCCUCUUCAUUAGACAACAAAGACAAGGAUAAAGAUACAAAAGGAACUAGGCUUGCAUAUGUUGCUCCUACAAUUCCAAGACGACUGGCCAGUACAUCUGACAUUGAAGAGAAAGAAAACAGGGAUACGUCAGCCAGUUUAAUACGUGGUAGUGGUUCUUACACAAGAAGAAAAUGGGAAGAAGAUGCAAAGAAAAAUAUCUCAAAUGAAGGAUCUUCACCACUAAACACAACCUAUCAAAGAAGUAGUUCCUUUGGUAGAAGACAAGAUGACUUGAUUAGUUCUAGUAUUCCAAGUAUUACGUCAGUAUCAACAGUUACCUCCCCCGCUGGUCUUCAGAAAAGCCUGCUUUCCAGCACAAGCACUGCUACAAAGGUUACAACGGGUUCAGCAACAGCAGGCAUACAAAGCAGUACCUCAAAUCGUUUAUGGGCUGAGGAUAGUACUGAGAGAGACAAAGACAAUGUUCCUACGGCAGUGACCGUUCCUGUUGCACCAUCAGUUGUAAAUACUGCGACUACCACAGCCUUGACUACAACUACUUCUGGCACUGUGUCCUCAACUUCAGAGGUCAGGGAGAGACGCAGGUCAUACCUCACUCCAGUUCGGGAUGAAGAAUCUGAAUCCCAAAGAAAAGCUAGAUCAAGGCAAGCAAGGCAGUCCAGAAGAUCCACUCAGGGGGUAACGCUGACUGAUCUUCAAGAAGCCGAAAAAACUAUUGGCAGAAGUCGUGGUACACGAACCAGAGAGCAAGAAAACGAAGAAAAAGAAAAGGAGGAAAAAGAAAAACAGGACAAAGAAAAACAGGAAGAAAAGAAAGAAUCUGAAUCGAAAGAUGAUGAUUAUAGACAAAGAUACACACGGACCCUAGAGGAGCCAUAUCAUCGCUAUAGAACUACAUCUACAACUACUUCAUCAACUUCUUCAGUUGCCACAUCUAGUUCUUCAAGCCAACUAAACAGACCAAACAGCCUUAUAGGUAUAACUUCUGCUUACUCCAGAAGUGGAGCAAAGGAAAAUGAGAGAGAAACAGGGAAGAAAGAAGAAGAAAAAGAAGAAGAUAAAUCACAGACAAAAUCAAUAAGGGAAAGGCGACGGCCAAGAGAAAAACGAAGAUCUACAGGAGUUUCUUUUUGGACUCAGGAUAGUGAUGAAAAUGAACAAGAACACCCAUCUGAUUCAGAAGAGGGAACAAAUAAAAAAGAAACACAGGGUGAAAGCAUUUCAAGAUAUGACACAGGAUCAUCAGGAGAUCGUUACGAUUCAGUACUAGGACGGACUGGAUACAGUUACUUGGAAGAUCGGAAAUCAUAUUCCAGCAAGCUAGAAAAAGAAGAUACAACAGAUUUUAAAAAGCUUUAUGAACAGAUUGUAGCUGAAAAUGAAAAAUUGAAAGCACAGUUGCAUGAUACCAACAUGGAACUGACGGAUCUCAAACUACAGUUGGAAAAGGCAACUCAGAGGCAGGAAAGAUUUGCUGAUAGGUCUCUGCUAGAAAUGGAAAAAAGGGUGACCGACAAGAGUCAGUAUCCUCGCAGCGGAAAGAAGAGCUCUAGAAAGGCGGAUAUCUGAAAUGGAAGAGGAACUCAAAAUGCUACCAGACCUGAAGGCCGAUAACCAGAGGCUAAAAGAUGAAAAUGGGGCCUUGAUCAGAGUUAUCAGCAAGCUUUCCAAAUAAAAUUGUUUACUCCAGCUGCAAAUCAUGGGAUUGCACAUAAUUAGUAUCUCCAGUGGACCAUAGCAUGGAAGUCACUGGAAGUCUGAGAAGAUUUCUUGGAGACUGUCAUUUUCAGAUAUUCUGCCAAAUGCCCUCUUACCUGGGUGUGUGUGUUUUUUAAACCAAGAUCAUUGUUUCAUGUGUUAAAGCAGCUGCUGAGAAGACAUAAUGACUGAGAAAUCUUGUUUACAGCUACUGCAUAUAAGGAAAGUGUUCAAGGCCAGAUAAGCCUCAGAUAUUUAACCAGUAAGCCUUAGUUGUACAUAAACACAUGCAUCAAAAAAGCUUUCUGCUACCACAGACAGUUACUUUUAUUUUGUUGUGUCACGGUUCCUGGUUGUUGUUGUUUUCUAUCCUGCAGUUUUUCUCUCUUACAUCUUAAGUUUGGAUUUGUGUGUGUUUCCUUCUAAUUAUUCAUAUACCAGAUUUUUUUUUGUUGUACAGUAUUUUCACAGCUUUACAUUUACACACCCCUUUAAAAAUGCAACAUGUAGCUAACUAAGCCUGUAUUGUCCAGCCAGCCACCCCAAAACAGAGAGGUUUUGUGGAACCUUUGCUUUCACUGUUGUGCAAUAUGCAUUAUUUCCUAUAAAAGAUGCUUUAAAAGUCAGUUGCAAGUAGAUUGGUUAUUUUAAAACUCCUGUCUUCUGCCUUUAUUGGUCACUUUUUAAAAGAAAAGAAAAAGGUUUGUAGUGCAAGUUGUUAGAUCCUGUAACCAUCACAUUCAUUUUAGCAGGUACUAAGUGAUGCUGUAUAUAUUAAUGUAUAUUGUUUGGAGUUUUCAGACCACCACUUGACAUGCUUGAAUAUAUUUCCCUAUUGCAAUUGUGUGUUAAAACAAAAUAGGCUGCUCCACAGUAGUGUUUAACAAAGUCCAUUUGGUUUAAAUUUAGAAAUUCUACUUUGUAUGGAGUCAGUCUUUACAAAAAAUUGAAACUAAAAACAAUAUUUUAUCCCCUUCCAUUUUUUAUUUGAGUGAUCACCCAUAAUAAAACUUAAGUAUAACUUCUUCACUACAUUUCACAUAUCUGUGUUUGAGUGCUGUCUGAAACUGUUGUGCUAGCCAAAGUAAUAUUUAAGUCAUUUGAAAGCCCUAACCUAUUCAUUUACGUGCACUGCUAAUGCCAUCUGAAGAGGCAUCUAAGUUGAUACCACCACGUUCAGACCAUUUUAUACAUUUCAGUGGCCUUUUAAAACGUACUCCAGUGAAGAUAGCUUUUGUUAGAAAACAAACAGCUUUUAUAUUUUCACUAAAACCUACUAAAUAUAACCAUCUUCUGGCCUACAGACUAUUGCCUAAAAACCACUGAACAGCUCAGCCAUUAAAAUAAAUUGUAUAUUGUAAAGCUUGUAGUAGCUAUUGUAUUAUUGAUUAUAUUGUAUACUAUAUUAAAUGUGAAUUUGUACCCCUUCAUUUUAAAAGGUCAUUGUGUUCUACUUCCUACUUCUUGGGGAUGGGACUCACUUCAUUUUGGGGUGGUCAAAAGAGAACAACUGUUUGGGGCAAGGAGGACAUGAGUCCCCUUCAUAGGGUUGGGUGAUUUGGGGAGGGGGGGGAGGGAGGUUUUUUGAAGAUGUAAGGUUUUGCUCUUACUACCAAGCUCAGGAUUCUUGAUUUUAAAGGUACAAGGAUAGUUCUGGGAUAUCUUGUUACAGUAGGUCUGUAUGAGUCAUAAGUUUGAAGGUGGACAUAUUUCAUGGUCUUAAGCUAAUACAAAGCAAGCAGAGAAAAUAUCCAUCUGAAUGGCUGCAACACGCUGCAUAGUGUUGUUGAAUUGUUAGGCAUACUGUGGAUUAUAUUUGGUCAAGUUCUGGAUGCCUGUGAAUGAUUAAAUGUGUAUCUAAUAUUUUAGUGUUUUAUAUAUAGGUUAUUUAUUAUUUACAAACUGAAUGGCUACUGUGUUACGUUGAUUUUAUUGGUAGUAUUGAGCAGACCUUGCAUCUGCAUGAAACUACUUGCAAAACCCACUAUUUUGCAAAAAAAAAUGUAUUUUGACAUAUACAAAUAAAAUGAAUAAAACUAUUUUAAAUGUGUGGAUUUUACUGAGAAAACAUUUUAAACGUGAAUUUGGUAUUUAAAUUCUUUGUGGGCAUUUUUUAUUGCUUCACUGGGAUGCAAAAUACUUUUCAGAGAUUGUAAUCAAAUUGUGUUUGCACAGCUGUAAAUGCAAAAGUAAAAAUGCCAUAUUUAUGCAAUCUGUAACAAAAUUGAAAAAUGUUUAUAUAUUUUACAUAAACCUGUCUGCAUGGAGAAACUA